This is a messenger RNA of Mixia osmundae IAM 14324, 4887 nucleotides long. RefSeq lists its product as uncharacterized. Gene Ontology annotation, molecular function: protein binding. Lineage: Eukaryota; Fungi; Basidiomycota; Mixiomycetes; Mixiales; Mixiaceae. The transcript has 6 exons. The record is from RefSeq and is a predicted model, not a curated record. Bases 1 to 4887 code for a protein of 1628 amino acids.
AUGGAGGCAGACGCAGUCGAGCUGGAGACAGAGUCCCUCAAGGUCUCACUCUUGCAGCUACAGCAGUCUGUCAAGGUAAGAGCGUCGCCUAGCUUCGACACGGCUGCUCUCGACCAGCAUGCUAGCCUGCUCGCCAUCUCAAAUCGAUACAGUCACGCGGCGCUCCUGAACGCACAGUCCGGCCUGAGUCUCGUCAAGUUGGAUCAGCUCAGGCACGCAUUCACUGCUGCAGCACGCAACUCCACCCCGACGCUAGCAGGCUGCCUCAACGUGCCCCUGCCUCAAGCGACACAGUACCAGAGCAUCCACUUCGCCUCGCAGGAGAGCAGGCUGCUUCUUGCUAGUGCGGACGGACAAGUCUCUGUCUGGCAGACGGAUCAGCUCUUACAACCUCAAGCACGCCUCGAGCCAGCACAGACUUUCACAGCAACGCCAGACUCGAGCUCGCUCGUCGAGCUCAUACCCAAUCCAGAUGCACGACCCGAACUCGUCGCGUCCAUCUCGUCCACUGGCCUGCUGUCGAUCUUCAACCUGGACACGCAGAGCUUCAUAGCUUCCAUCGACCAAGCUGCGCUGUGUGCGUGCUGGUCCGUCAAGGGCAAGCAGAUCGUCUGCGGCACACAAUCCGGCCAAUUGCUUCAAUACACGCCCGAAGGCGAACACAAAGCAACGAUACCCAAGCCAGCAGCACUCGCAGACAGCUUAGCAAUCGAUGUCCAAUGGAUCGAGAACACCGUCUACCUGGUCACAUAUGCCUCUGCCCCAACGCCAGACGACGAUCCGACAAGCUUCGUUCCCCUCACAGAUGUCUAUGCCGUCUCUCUCGUAGCAGGCGUAGAGCCGACCUAUACCCGCUUUCUGGAUCCUGUUCAGGCUUUCGGUCUAUGGGAUGCCAGGCGGCCGCGACGGUUCAGCGAGCGGCUGAAAAACUGGCAGCCACUCAAACACUGGCUCUUCAUGGCUAGUGCAGCUUGCUCAGAGCUAGGAUGCAUUGCACAGAUCCAGUCCCCCGACGGACAAUUUCAAUGGGCGGCGCUGCAGAUAGAAGAAUCCCAAAGACCCGCCUUGCCCAUCUCCGAUGCAACCUCUGAAGAUACCUUUCCAGUCGGUCUGGCUUUAGACCUCACUGCGACAGAUGAGCUACCACCCAUCAACGUAGAGUCCCAGCCGAGACCGCCCAUGCCGAUACUGUAUGCCUUUACGAGCGAUGGCUGUCUCUCUGCCUGGCACCUCAUCAGCGAGCAAGGAGGCCGAUACGCAGGUCUCGUGGUCCCAGGCGCAGCACAAGCGCCACCGCCAACAGUACCUGCUCCAUCGACUACGGCAUUCGCAGGCUUUGGCGCGCCUGCGGUCUCCAAACCCGCCUUCGGUGCGCCUUCCGCCUUUGGGGCUCCUUCGGGUCUGGGCGCCUCUGCUUUUGGCGUGAAGCCGGCCUUUGGCCAACCUGCUCAGCCUAGCGCUUCUCCUUUUGGUCCUUUCAGCUCGUCAGGGAGCAAGCCGACUGGCUUUGCCUCUUUCGGUGCUGCUGCCCCAGCUUCUUUUGGCUCGAUAGCCCCAACACCUGCAUCGGCUACUCCAGCUGCAUUCGGAUCCUCUGCCUUUACUGCCAUGCGAGAUAGCUCUGAUACUUCCGGGGCGAUGCUGGAAGACACCAGGUCAGGCACGCCAGUAUCCGCGUCUAAUCCACCUGCUACCACUUUUGCGCCUUCUCCGUUUGGAGCGUCGACUGCUACACCUGCAGCAUUCGGCAAACCAGCCACUGCGCCCACACCUUUCGGCGCAUCCCCAUUCGGCACACCCUCAGGGAGCAGUCCAUUCGGCAUACCCGCGUCAUCGGCAUUUGGUUUGCGGACGACGAGCUCGCCGGGUGCAAGCGGCACGCCUGCUUUCGGCUCGACGACCAAGCCUGCUGUACCCUCAUUUGGACAGAUGAGUACACCAUCUGCGCCUGUCUUUGGUCAAUCGACCACUCCAAGUAGCCCGUCGCCCUUUGGCGCACCAAAAGCUUUCGUUCAGCCAGCCGGUGCCUCACCUUUCGGUGCAAGCACGCCAGCUCCCAAGCCCGCUUCCGUCGGCUUUGGCUUCGGUAGCUCGUUUGGACAAUCUGCUGCGACUGGCGCAAGUCCAUUCGGCAAGUCUGGAUCGGGCUUCCCUGGAUUUGGUCAAUCGAUAGGCUCGCCCAGCAGCUCCUCACAUGCUGCCGCGCAAGAGCUUGCUAAAGCGAAGGUUGUCCCUCAAUCUGCGGACGUAGAUUCGCUCAGUUUCGGAGGCCUUGCGGUCGAGAAGCUGGCUCCACCGCCAACAAAGGAAGCAAGACCCUCAGCUAUCAGCGUGCCCGCACCGAUCUCACCGGCCUCUGCGUCUCCUGAGCCCAGUGUUGUAGCAUCGUCCAGCGUCUCACUCGAUUUGGGUUCAGCUCAUGCAUCGGCCUCCGCUUCGCCUAAGGCAAAGCCUGAAGCAGCGCCGAGCCCUACGUCUAUGUCUCCUGCGCCCGCGCCUCCUGCUCCUUUGCCGCAGGGCACACCGACCGACAAAAUGACAGCGCCUCUGUUCGCACCGAUGCCACCUGCACCGAUACCGCAGACUAAGACUGUUGAGAAAGCCUCAAGUCUCUUCGCGCCACCGCCGCCCGCACCAAUCCCACAAGUCAAGCCAAUAGCUCAGUCCACGCCUGCUGCUGAGUCCAAAUCACUUUUCGCGCCUCCACCACCGAUGCCGAUCCCUCAGAACAAGUCGCUCGCAAAGGUCGAGCUGCCAACGCCGCCAAAAGCUCUACCGACCACAAAUCCAGACAGGCCUCAAGUCGCCCAGCGUGUGUCAGCUGCACCGCUACCCCCGGCGCCCCUUCCUCCUGCGCCUUUGCCAAUCAAGCAGACUGCGUCUGCCUCUACCCCCUUGCCACCUGCACCCUUACCGCAGGCAGCGACUGUACCAAAGCAGCCAUCUAUCGCUGCGCCACCGUCGCCUAUCGCUCAGAAGCCGGCAAGUUCUGCAUCGCCUUUUGCAAGUAAGGGCGACGUAAAACCAGCUGGCAGCCUAUUCCCAAACCUUGGCGGCUUCCAGCCAAAGACGAGCUCUCCCUUGGCGAGUCCAAAUCCUGAUGCUGCGCCCGGCGUGCCUCGCACUACACCUGGCUUCUCUUUCGCGAAGGAAGCUGCACGCAGCGCGUCCUCGCCGGCAAACUUGUUCGCUGCAAAGACUGCGCCUGCCCUGUCCUUUGCCGCACCCGAGCCUCAGGCUGCCCGCCCCAAGACGCCAACUUCUCAGAUCAUCAGUACCAAGGCACCCGUCAAAGCAAAGGCAGAGUCACCAUUGACUAAGCUCACAGCGCCGAAGCUCGAUGGUGUGCCACCCAACGUGUCCACGGCGCAAGGCGGAGAAUCCGGCAUUUCCCAGGAGUUCCUCAAGAUCCACCAGAUCAUGGAGACCGAGUUCAAGCUGCUGCGCGAGAAUAGUCGCAUUUGUGUUGACUUUCUGGCAGAUCUCAAGGCGCCGAUGCAACCGAGCGUGACCGAUGCUGCAAGGGCGAGUCUGCAGGCAAGCGAUUGGAGUUUCGGAGAUCUCGAACAACUCUCGCGGCUCUGCGCAGCGCUCGAGGAAGACGUGCAGUCUCACAAGACCAAGACGCACGCUCAGAAAGCUGCGGCUGCGCAAAUUCAGAGCGAUAUAUUCAAAACCGAAGUCAAGCGCGAGGAAUGCGCUCGUUUCAUCCGAUCUAAGAGCGAUCCUGGCUUUGCCAAGAUGGUGCGCGUCCGUCAGCUUGGCCCGGAGCAGCUAGAAAAUCAGCGCACGAUUCGCGAAGCAAGCGACAAAGCUCGCUCGACGAUAGAAAUGCUCGAGGAGCAGCUUGAUGCCAUCAAGACAAAGGUCUCGACCGCAUCUCGAUCCAGCCUGAAAGCGCCGCCACUCGACAACAUAGCUCGAAGCGCGCGCAAUCUCAGUACGGCAACGAUCUCGGUCAAUAACAGCUUGGACGAGCUGGCAAUCCGAUUUGACAUGCUCCGCCUCACGCUGCAGAAACGGCCGCAGAGCAAAGGACCGACGUCUGGUGAUCACCAUAGUAAAUUCGACGAGUCUGUCUUAGCGACCAAAGAUGAACCAGAUCUCGCAGCGACACGCGCAGCGACCGAGGAAAGGUUGGAGAGACAUCGCGUUGCGCUCGAGGCAAUCAGUAGCACGCUCCGCACGCCAGGCAGAACACCACUUUUUACGGAUGCGUCUGUCAAACAAACUGCAGAGUCUAUGAACACACUGGACACUGCCGAUCUGCAGCUCGCAUUUUCUCGUGGCCCGAUUACGAAGUUACCACAGCCCCAGAAGACUCGUCGGGAGGCAGCGCCUCCAACAUUCGCCGGCUUUGGCACGCCUGUAGGAACAUCGACGCCUAAGGCGCCGCCCAACACAAUCGCAGCCCCUUCUCUGAUACAAUUCAACAUACCCACUGCGUCGCCAUCGUCAUCAGACGAUGUUGCCUCUACGCCUACGUCCCGGCGGGCGCGACCCCAUGAGAAACUUCAUGCUCAUUCACCAGCCGUGGCGCGGCCCAUACGACCGCAAGGCACUGUCCCGCCGGCGCCUAGCUCCUUCUCCUGGGGGCCGCUCCCGCCGGCCUCGCAAUCUCAACGACCUGAUCACAGCUUCCAUGGCUUGCAGGCGCCCUUACCCCUCGAUCCGGCAGAUCGUACUAUCGCGCCUGAAGGUGAAGAGAGUGACGAGGAAGAGGAUGGAGAAGGAAGAGGCGAAGAUGAUGAUGAUGAUGAUGAUGAUGAGGAGGAGGAGGAGGAGGAGGAUCAAGAGGACGGCGAGGAAGAAGAGGAAGAGUAUGAUGAAGAGGAUCUCGGAGGCAGUGAAGAGGAAGAUGUUGCCAGCGUGAGGGAGCAAGAGUGA